This is a messenger RNA of Fukomys damarensis (Damara mole-rat), 1146 nucleotides long. It is a transcript of the gene Ccdc7, whose product is annotated as coiled-coil domain containing 7. The record is from RefSeq and is a predicted model, not a curated record. The coding region runs from base 256 to 1146 and encodes 296 amino acids. The transcript is spliced from 11 exons. NCBI's taxonomy places the organism in Eukaryota, Metazoa, Chordata, Mammalia, Rodentia, Bathyergidae.
GCCCGCCCCGGCGCGCCGAGGCUGGGCCUUUUCUGUCAGCACAAAUGUGGGCGUGUGGAGGGCAGAGCCCCCCGCUUCCUUCUUCCCUCGAGUCCAGGCCCCUCGGAAUCCCAGUUUCCAGCAGCGGCAGAGGUGCGGGGUCUGCAGUGGAGCCGCGGGUCCCGUUCUCCUGCCACCCGGGUGGCAGGGCUGCUCCUGAGGCCUGGGAAGAAUUAAAUUUUUCAUCGAAAAUUCAGAAGCUAAGUUAAUAACAUAAUGAAUCCAGCAAAGCAAUUGCCAGGCACUAGUAACAAGUCGCCAAGUAUUCAAGAAUUUACUUAUAAAAAAGGCCAGCUUAAUUCACCAUCAUUACCCAAAGCAAAAGAAAAACACGGUGCAAAAUUAGUACAAAAUAAAAUUGAGCCAAUGGUCUUACAGUCUUCACCAACAGCAGAAUCUGUUGUACGGUAUGCUUUGCCUAUUCCAUCGAGUAAGACAAAUGAAUUAGUGGGAGAAGAUGAAGUGAACAGGACUAUCAAGCAUCUGAAAAUGGUUGUUUCCACUUUGGAAAAAGUCUAUGGAUUUGGCUUUGAAAAUGAAGAACAAGUAGAGAAGCCUGAAGAGGAAGAUUUAUCUUUAUCCGUUGCUGAUGAUAAGAGUUCGUUCUUGCUGUGUUGCUCCCAAUUUGCAGCUCAACUAGAAGAAGGAGUUAAGGAAGAACACCAUAUUUUGGAAUCUCUGUUUAAGUGGUUUCAGCGACAGGUCAAUCAAAUGGAGGAGUUAAGUAAAGAUCAUAGUCUUUUAGAAGAAGAUCUUCCAUCACCUAAUAAAACUGUCAUGGUAAACAUUGCACAAAUAGUAAACUUGAUGCAAAAGCUCCAAAAACUGAGAAAUCUCUUCAAAGACGGGUCUAAAUACUCCUUCAAAUCCAUGAUGUCUAAAUCAAUGUGGGAUGAAGAAAAGCCAUCAACAAAAGUGGACAGCUGUGAAACUGUGAAGCAGAAAAUUCAAGAAUUCCUAAAAACCCACUCUACUGAAGAAUCUGUGGAUGUUUCUGCAACAGAACCCCUGACUAAUCAGUUGAAUGCAAUGUUGAAAAUAUUUGAAAAACAGGCAAAUGAAUUGGAGAGAUUCCAUAAGCAAGAUCAUGAAGUAAAUAACUUUUAA